This is a messenger RNA of Mytilus trossulus (common blue mussel), 2753 nucleotides long. RefSeq lists its product as uncharacterized. The record is from RefSeq and is a predicted model, not a curated record. NCBI's taxonomy places the organism in Eukaryota, Metazoa, Mollusca, Bivalvia, Mytilida, Mytilidae. The transcript has 4 exons. The coding region runs from base 1334 to 2722 and encodes 462 amino acids.
AAAUGUAUCAGCUUUUUGACAUUUUGUAUGAGAAAAUGCACAAUAAAUAUAAAAAUUGCGGGAAUUACUAAAAAAGAAGGUCCAAAAUGAAAUCGCAACGAAUUAAAUCUAGUUUUAAGUAGUAAUGCGUUUUUCAAUUGUAUCACCGAUUGGUAUAUAUUGAUAUCAUGAAGAACUGAUCAGGUGAGUUGUCGGUACAAAUUACUAUUAAGAUAGUUAUUCUGCAGACAUGUUCAUGGGUUUAGUGCAGUUUUUUGAUAAAAAUUUGUCAAGCAUGCAUAAAACGUACAGAAAUUAUUUUAACAUUUUUACGAUGGCUCCGGCUUUUAAUGACAUGGUUUUAAUGAGCAAUGAGAAACAUACAGUUUUAUAUGGUAUGGAGGACAAUUUAGGAAAACAUGCAUGGCUAUUUUCCAUGUAUAACUUUAAACAAAUCGUAUCGGUAAUGUUUUAAAGAGAUAUGAUACAAGUGACUAUAUUUGAUCUUAUAUGAACUCCCGGGUCCUCUGUGUCGUACUUACACUUUUUGUCUACAUAACAUAAUUUCGGUGUAUAUUAGUUUUUUCGUCGUUUUUGUUUUUUUGCCUUGACAUGGUCAUUUAUUCAAGUGUUGAUAAUACACACACAUAACAUUACGAGAGAAAAAAAUAGACACCUUUCGAGUUGAAUCCUUCACCAGAAAAGUUCGCCAAUUACUCGCGCCUUUAUUACGUCAUUUAUCAAAUUUAGGGGAUUAAAGUUCAUCAAGAGUAUUCGUGAUCCUCUUUGUGAAGAAUCAACAAAAAUAAUAUUUAUUCUGUAGAUACUAAAUCCCAAUUCCCUUAUUACUGUAGUGUUGGUUAUCAAUUAUAAGAAUUUAGUUUCCAAAAUAAUUCGUUCAAUAUAGCGUCAUAUUUUUUCAACCGUUCAGUCAACCUAGGAAGGAAAUGACGAUGUCCCUAAAGGCCAGAAAACAUAAGUUUUUGAUGGCAUAGCAACCAACUGGAAAGAGGUCUAUUAAAAAAACAAGAUCAUCAAGUUUAGGGUCAAACUUGAAUAAAAUUAUCAGAUGACCUUGCAUCAAAAAGCAAAACAUAGUAUUUGAUAUGUUCUUUUAUGUACUUUUUUUUUUAACUCGUACAAUUUUAACACCAAUAUGCUGUAAUUCAAUUCAAAUAGGCCAAAAUAUAUUUUGUUGUUUUCAAAUACUAAUUAUAAUAGUCUGUUUACUUUGAAAGAGAGCAGAAUCACAACCAUUGUGGAACUGUCUACAGACAAUAUUAAAGCAGAUAAAGAAAAUACAAAAAGUUCGACGAAAGGAGUUCAGAUACAGAGUUCGAGAAAGGGAGUUAAGAUGAAAAGUUCUACGAAAGGAUUACAGAUAAAAAGUACUGCGAAAGGAGUACAUAUAUUAGCAACCGUUACCAAGACAACAGAGACGACAACAGAUGGUGGAAGAAUAAACAGCCAGCCAACUGUUGAGAUCACCAAUCCAGGUGAAGCGGAAACAGUCACAAUAGUUAUCGAAGGACCAUCGCUACCAGAACACUUUUAUUAUUGGUUGUUAGGAGCUGGGCUUGUGCUGGUAUUAUGUUUAUCAGUUGUAUGCAAUGCUUGUCUCAACCGAAGGUGUCGAUCAAAAACAUUAGAACAAAAGGCAAAAGAUAAGUUGGAAAGUGAGAUAAAACUCUUACAUGGCGAAGAAGAUAAUAAACCAAACGUGCAUGGAAAGGCCAUCAUGGUCCAAAUCGAGGAGGAAUCUUCUAUGUAUGAAUCAAUUGAUGAAUACAAAAUGACGCAUUAUGAUUAUCCUGAUCAGUAUGAUAUAAGAAAAAUCGAAAGAAGUCCCGGUCUACCAAUGCGUCGUGAUAUGUUAACGUCAUCAAAACCAUCGCAUUUAGACAUUGUCGACGAUAGCGUUGCAACUAAAGUAAUUAGAUCUACGGAAGAUCUGAGUGUAAAUAAAUCAAAACCUCCAAAAUUAAGUACGUCGUGUACAAAUUUGUCACCAAACGGACCAGAACUAAAUAACAAUGCAGGAAGACUAUCACCACAUUCGAAUGAAGAAAAUCAAUUGAGAAUAGUGCAAGUACAUUCCGAAAAGAAGACAGAAUCUAUAAAUUUGACUGACGAAGAUGAAUCGUCAGACAAUUGUGACGUCACGUCCGUUAAAACAGAUGAUUAUCUAAAUCCAUACGUACCACUCAUCACAGAUGAAAUAGAAUAUUUGCACAGUUACACUACCGCAAUAAAACAAGAAUUACCUGCAAUAAACAAGGCAAUGAGUGCAAAAGAGUCUAAAAUAAUGAUUUCGUUAAAUGGAAAUCACUCGGUUUCGAAAGACAAUGCCACAGAUACAUAUUUGCCUCUAAAUACGAAGGAAAUUGAAUACUCUCAAACGUACACACCAAUCACAUCCGAGUGUAAUUACACAAAAACAAAAUCAGCAUCAAAACUCGAAGGUGUUAAACUGCCGUCAAAGUUCGAGUCCGAAAAUGUUAUAGUUACAAAUCACUCAAAUUCUAAGGACGAUGCUACAAAUUUAUAUGAACCUCUAAACACAGAUGAAGUCGAUUAUUUGCAGACUUACACACCUAUCAUGUCUGAAUCUACUUACUCCAAAACGAAGUCUAUGUGCGUUGAAACAAUUGUUUUAGACGAAGUAUCUUGCUCGAAAAACAAUUUUCUAACCCAUGAAUAUGAUGACUGUUUUAGUUCUAACACUAAUCUGUCAAAAGUGUAAAUAUUUUUACAAACAUGUGCACCAAUAAUGC